Molecule: messenger RNA, 464 nt
Organism: Quercus robur (English oak)
Lineage: Eukaryota; Viridiplantae; Streptophyta; Magnoliopsida; Fagales; Fagaceae
Exons: 2
Coding region: 40-342 (100 amino acids)
Source: RefSeq, a predicted model, not a curated record
UACGAUGAUAGACUGCAUAGAAUAGACUUACGUGGGAAGAUGGAAAAGAAUUGGAGGGAGGAGCAUGGACCGUAUAUCCUUUCAUGGGAUAUGAGACAACAACAACUUUGUCAUGCACCUCUUCAGACUGGUGAGAUGCCUCGCUAUCAUGCCUAUUACCGCUGGUACCGUCCGGUCACUCGAAAGUAUGUUGACCGCAACAACGCUAAAUUAGAUAUAAUGAUUGAAAGCCAUUUAGCGCUGUUGGAGAUGCUUCCUGAAGGCAGCCGAGCUCACAACCAUGUCCGGCGCGUCCUAAAUAAUGUGGCUGGGCUUAGUGGUGGUCCUGCAGCAAAUGGGUAGGCAAACAAUGGGCAUGAGACUGAACCAGCAACUACUGCAACCCCAAGCACAAGCGUAGCACCUGUAAGUACAUUGACCCGUGGUCAGCGUGUUACUGCAAGCCCAAGCACAUGCGCAGCUAG